Molecule: messenger RNA, 3935 nt
Organism: Beta vulgaris subsp. vulgaris (sugar beet)
Lineage: Eukaryota; Viridiplantae; Streptophyta; Magnoliopsida; Caryophyllales; Amaranthaceae
Exons: 16
Coding region: 510-3557 (1015 amino acids)
Molecular function (GO): hydrolase activity
Source: RefSeq, a predicted model, not a curated record
UAUUGGAAAUAGUCCAAAAAUGGAAAAAGAAAACCAACUUAUGCAAGACAUCCAUUAUUCCAAAUUCCAAUAGUAUGACAUAAAUUAUGGAAGAAUUAAAUAACAUAAUAAUAAAUUAAUUACUCUUUUCCCUUGUCUCCAUCCCUUUUCCUUCUCUUUCCUCAACCUAGGAAAGUACACAGGAAAUUUGGGAUUUUUUGAUUUGGUAUUUUUGAUUUGGGAUUUUGAGUAAAAAGAGAAUAUGCCAUUUUUCGAUUGUUUGCAACAUUCCCAGAUACCCAAGUUGGUUUCUUUUCUGUCUUUGAUUUAAAAUAAGUGGGAACAUAAAAAAGGAAGAAAAAAAACCAAGAACACCGACCUUUCAUCCACCAUUAUAAUCUUUGUUUUCGUCAUCCACAUGCACGUUUCUCUCUCCUCAUUCGCUUUCAGGUCAUUAAAGAAGUUGGUUGGGUUCUACAAGAAAGAAGCUGAAUCUAUUGUGCUAAUCGGAGCUGGUUCCAUAUUCUGGAAUGGGCUCUAACAAGGCGGCGGUUGGUUUACUAGAUACAAUUAAAAUGGAAAGCUUCAGGACUAUACUGCCUCAUAAUUAUCCUUAUCCACACGAGCAUUCCCGUCAUGCUAUCAUAGCAGUAGUCCUUGGAUGCCUUUUCUUCAUAUCGUUCGACAACAUGAAUACGUUUAUACAAGGGUUAGACAACAAUAUUAAGUGGUGGUCUAUGUAUUUCUGUUUGUUUGGAUUCUUUUAUUUUUUCUCAUCACCAUUCAUUGGGAAGACAAUCAAACCAAGCUAUUCAAAUUUUAGUAAGUGGUAUAUUGGCUGGAUUUUAGUGGCUGCUGUGUAUCAUCUUCCAAGUUUUCAAUCAAUGGGAGUUGAUUUGAGGAUGAACCUUUCUUUGUUUAUAACAAUCUAUAUGUCCUCCAUUUUGUUUCUGUUUGUUUUUCAUGUGAUUUUCUAUGGCCUUUGGUACCUUGGUCUUGUUGCCCGUGUGGCUGGCAAGAGGCCGGAGUUCUGGACCAUCCUUCAAAAUUGUGCAGUAAUUAGUGUUGCUUGCUGUGUAUUCUAUAGUCAUUGUGGAAAUCGAGCUAUUGUGAAAGAGAGAAAUAGCUCCAGCUGGUUUUCCUUUUGGAAGAAGGAGGAGCGAAACACAUGGAUUGCAAAGUUUUUGCAAAUGAAUGAAUUGAAAGACCAAGUGUGCUCUUCUUGGUUUGCUCCUGUUGGCUCUGCAAGUGACUACCCUUUGCUAUCAAAGUGGGUAAUUUACGGUGAGUUAGCAUGCAGUGGCACAUGUGCGGAGUCACCAGAUGAAAUUUCCCCUAUAUAUUCCUUAUGGGCCACCUUCAUAGGCCUUUACAUAGCAAAUUACGUUGUUGAAAGAUCAACAGGAUGGGCUCUUACUCACCCUUUGUCGAUUAAAGAAUAUGAAAAAUUGAAGAGAAAGCAGAUGAAGCCUGAGUUCUUGGACAUGGUCCCUUGGUAUUCAGGGACAUCAGCUGAUUUAUUUAAAACCGUAUUUGACCUUCUGGUGUCUGUGACAGUGUUUCUUGGGCGUUUUGACAUGCGUAUGAUGCAGGCUGCAAUGAAUACAGUUCAAGAUGCAGAGAAAGGGGAUCCUUUAUAUGAUCAUUUCAGGGAAAAGGACGACUUUUGGUUUGAUUUUAUGGCGGAUACUGGUGAUGGGGGGAACUCCUCAUACAGUAUUGCACGGUUACUUGCUCAACCUAAGCUUCAUGUGAAAGAUGGGGACUCCGUACAAGCUCUUCCUCGUGGCAAUUUGCUUCUUAUUGGGGGAGAUCUUGCAUAUCCUAAUCCAUCUACAUUCACUUAUGAGAGUCGCUUCUUUCGACCUUUUGAAUAUGCCCUCCAGCCUCCGUCUUGGUAUAAAGAAGAGCAUAUAGCUGUGAAGAAGCCAGAACUACCCUGUGGCGUGUCUGAUUUGAAGCACUAUGAUGGACCUCAAUGUUUUAUUAUCCCUGGAAAUCAUGAUUGGUUUGACGGACUACACACUUUUAUGAGAUACAUAUGCCAUAAGAGUUGGUUUGGUGGAUGGCUUAUGCCUCAGAAGAAAAGUUACUUUGCCUUGCAGCUGCCUAAAGGAUGGUGGGUAUUUGGGCUUGAUCUAGCACUACAUGGAGAUAUUGAUGUUUAUCAGUUCAAGUUCUUUUCAGAACUUAUCAAGGACAAGGUUGAAGAUAAUGAUUCUGUAAUUAUUAUGACUCAUGAACCAAAUUGGCUUUUGGAUUGGUAUUGGAAUCAUUCUUCUGGUAAGAAUGUGGCAUAUCUAAUUCGUGACCAUCUAAAAGGAAGGUGCAAGCUCCGAAUGGCUGGUGAUUUGCAUCAUUAUAUGCGUCAUUCCUGUGUCCCAUCAGAUAAACCUGCUUAUGUGCACCAUCUCCUUGUGAAUGGUUGUGGUGGGGCUUUUUUGCAUCCGACUCACGUCUUCAGUAAUUUUAGAAAAUUUUAUGGAACCCUCUAUGAGAUGAAGGCUGCAUAUCCUUCAUGUGAAGAUUCAAGCAAGAUAGCUUUAGGAAAUAUAUUGAAGUUCAGAAAGAAGAAUUGGCAAUUUGACUUCAUUGGUGGAAUCAUCUAUUUCGUGCUAGCCUUUUCAAUGUUUCCUCAGUGCCAGCUCGAUCAUAUAUUGCGAGGAGAUUCCUUCUCUGGUCAUUUGAGCAGUUUAUUUAGCACUGUGUUGGAUUCUUUGUGGUAUGUACUGGAACAUUCUUAUGUGUCCUUCAUAGGGACUCUUCUGUUGCUGAUAACGGCGAUAACUUUUGUCCCAUCAAAGAUCUCACGUAAAAGGCGGAUAGUCAUAGGAAUCAUUCAUGUCUCAGCACACGUUACUGCUGCUCUUAUCUUAAUGUUGCUGUUGGAGCUGGGUGUUGAGAUGUGUAUUCGGCAUCAGCUGCUGGCAACAUCUGGUUAUCACACUUUAUACGAGUGGUACAGACAAAUGGAGAGAGAACACUUUCCUGACCCAACUGGCCUUCGAGCACGUAUUGAACAAUGGACUUUUGGUCUUUAUCCAGCAUGCAUCAAGUAUUUAAUGUUUGCUUUUGAUGUCCCUGAGGUGAUGGCUGUCACAAGGAGCAACAUUUGCAAGAAUGGGAUACAGUCACUGUCCAGAGGUUAUGCUGCGAUAUACUAUGCCUCCGUUUUCCUUUAUUACUGGGUGUUCUCAACCCCAGUUGUGUCUUUGAUAUUUGGAAGUUACUUGUAUGUUUGCAUCAAUUGGUUUCACAUACAUUUCGAUGAAGCUUUCUCCUCCUUGCGCAUUGCAAACUACAAGUCAUUCACUCGCUUCCACAUCAAAUGUAACGGUGACUUGGAAGUUUUUACCCUAGCUGUUGAUAAGGUGCCAAAGAAAUGGAAGUUGGAUCCAAAAUGGGAUGGAGAGCCAAAACAAUCGCAGCAGUCAAGUCAUUGCAGAAAGCACCCAAGCAAAUGGACUGCCACUAGCAAGCACCAGGAUCCAUUAUCCACGGUUAGGAUUAUAGACCAAUUUGUAAUCCAGAAGACUGAAAGCACCGACUUGCUCAAUAAUGGACCAGUUCAGAUCUGACUUCCCUAGGACAUUGGUAACAUAUGUAGAUUUUAUGGUUAGGAAAGCUUCUUAGGUUAAGCCACAGCCCACAGGUAAAUAGUUAAAAGAAAGUAAAAACUUCUUCCCUAACCCUUACUGUAUAUAUUUACUUCAUGGUUAAUUCUCAAGUUCUUUGCAUAUCAGCUGUUGUAUUUGCUUGGCCAUCAAAUAUAGAAUUGAGAGCCAAAUGAAAUCAUUAGCUUGCAUAAACUAUUGAUAGCUCUUUUAAAGUUCCACGGCAAAAUCUGUAGCAGAGAAUGUAAAGUACACCUAUUUGUUUCGUCUGUAAUAUUCCCGUUUGUCGUCCCUUCUACCUAAUUAUCAAGUAAGUUGAAAUACCAAUUUUUGAGGUUGUUA